GCCGAAGUCACUCGACGUGAACGUGUCGGCUACGCACUCCUUCGCUGCACUCAGCUGGGCACAGUCGUCUCCGAUCCGCGAUCCACGAUCCUCGGUUCCCCCUCGAUCGACGGGCCCGCCAUCGAGAUCAAUCCGGCCUGGGUGCCUAACCCGACUGUCGCCCGGUUGGUUCCUCCAGAAAAAAGUGAAAGGUGGGAUCUAACGGUACCCGGAUCCGAGGCGCAUAACCGUGCGACGCUGCGAAGUGACCAAAAAAAAAAAACAAACAAGAAACUUGCCGCCCGAAAACUCGUCCCCGAGCCGCAGUGAAGUGAAAAGUGUUCGGCCAGAGAGGAGAAGAUCGAAAGUGACGGGCCCUAUUACGGUGCCAGCCCGCCUCGCCGGUCGUUGGAAAGUGGUGAAAAUCGGGCCCAUUCUCCGUGUGAACUCCGGCGUCCUUUGUUCCGCGCCACGUUCCUCCUUCGCGGCGACCUGUUGCGCCCAAUUUUCCGAUCCGCUCCGACUUUCAUCGGAUUCUCUUUCUGCGUUCUCGCCCCCGAUCUACUUCGAUCAUCUCCGAGACCCGGUUUAGUCGACGGGUAAUCGUUCCCGGAGCAUGAUCGCCCACGGCCAUCGGAAGUAGUCCCCGUCCGCGAUGAACGUUCCGUGGGUCGCCGUUCAUUGACGCCACUUUCGUCCGCUCUUAGUUCCGCGACCGUCAUUCCGGAACCCGGUCACGAUCGCUCGCGGGAAAUGGGCGACAUCCGAGUGCUGGAUCCGCGGAUGGAUCCUCGAUUCGAGUUGAAGCAGCCGCGUCCGUGGCCGCCGAUGUACCGGAACCAUCCGGCGUCCAGGGGGCCGUCGUUCUGCUACCGGCCCGUUCCAUUGGACGCGAUGGCGCAAUGGGUGACGCCUCAUCUGGCAGACUACAACUACGUGCCGGCCAGGAUGAGCGCGUCGAACCCUAACAAGGGCCGCGAUUACUAUUACCUGGCGCCGUUGUACAGGAACGCUAUACCGCCGCCGCAGGGGAUGUCGCCGCUCCAGGUGUCCCCCGUGGCUGUCUCGCCGAGAAUGAUGAUGAUGGAGGCGCCCAGGGGUCGCGCGAAAAGCUCCGGCGGGCUCUGCAGGAGCAGCGUUCCUCCGUGCACCUGCUCCGUGGGCAGGACAAGGUCCCUGGAGGACGUCAGAAGCGAGAUCAGCGAGUGGGAGGACUUCCACGACGAAAACGGCAAUCACCUGCAGAGGAAGAGCCCGAAGAACGGCGUCCCCUGCAGACAGGUGCGCAGGUCUAUGGAGAACCUUUUGGACGUCGAGUCGGUGGAGCAACAGGAAGCCAAUACGUUCGAGAGGGUAGCGAGAAGCUGCAGGAAAGCGGACGAAAAGAGGAACGAGAAGGCGGGAAGGCGCCGCGGCAGCUACAUGCAAGAGCCGAGGCAAGAAUUGGACGCCAGCAACGGCAGCAGCAAUGGCGGAAGGCCGCGAUUCGUUCCCGUAACUGCGCUCGAAGACGUGCAAGCGGUCCGAUGCGCCGAAUUCCACCCCCAUGGAAAAUUAUAUGCCGUGGGAUCGAACUCGAAAACGCUCAGAAUAUGCUCGUAUCCGAAGCUCCACGAUGUCAGGGAGGAUCACCAGACCUAUCAGCCCACGGUUCUCUUCAAGAGAACGAAACAUCACAAGGGCUCGAUAUACUGUCUCGCGUGGACACCGGAUGGGCAAUUAAUGGCCACCGGAAGCAACGACAAGACUGUCAAACUGAUGCGCUUCAAUGCCGACACGUCGAACCUCGAAGGUCAAGAAGUCGAGCUGACGAUGCACGAUGGCACGGUGCGCGACCUGUGCUUCCUCGAGGACACCUCGAACAAGUCGAGCCUGUUGAUUAGCGGCGGCGCAGGUGACUGCAAGAUCUACGUAACCGAUUGCGCGACCGGCACACCUUUCCAGGCGUUGAGCGGCCACAGCGGCCACGUGCUCACGUUGUACAAUUGGGGAGGCGCGAUGUUCGUCAGCGGAUCGCAGGACAAGACCGUCAGAUUCUGGGACCUCAGAACGAGGGGCUGCGUCAACAUGGUCACGCCCGCUACGGUACCUGGCAGCAGGGUUGGCAGUCCCGUAGCGGCGCUUUGCGUCGAUCCGUCCGGACGUCUUCUGGUGUCCGGUCACGAGGACAGUAGCUGCGUCCUGUUCGACAUCCGAGGCGGAAGAACCGUGCAAUGCUUCAAACCGCACGCGGCCGACAUCAGGAGCAUACGUUUCUCGCCUUCCGCGUAUUACCUGCUCACCGGUGGCUACGAUAAUAAGCUUGUUCUUACCGAUCUGCAAGGUGAUCUAACGAUGCCUCUGCCCAGCGUGGUGGUGGCGCAGCACCAGGACAAAGUAAUCUCAGGCCGAUGGCACCCGACGGAGUUCUCGUUUCUAAGCACCUCCGCCGACAAGACAGCGACCCUGUGGGCUCUGCCACCGGUCUAGGAUAUGAGACACGUCAGACACCUGUUCAUCGUACGCAGCGAUCGUUCGCUUUUCGAAACGAUCUCGCGCACCUGAUCAUGAUCGUUCGUUCUUUUGUUCUCGCCUAGACGUAUACCAUUACCUGUAUCCUUUCGUUUCGAUUCGUGCGCAAAAGGAAGGAUACCGGACUAAAUUUUGCCUUGAAACAGCAGAACGAGAGCCAAGCGUCGUUUUAACGAACGGGAGAAAAAGUAAAAUGAAAGAUAAGGUAGAAAUCGUUGCUCGGAAGCGUGGCAACGGAAGUCGAAGAGGAGAACGAGCGAUCGCGAGCGAUAUCGGCGUAACGCAGACACCGGGAAGAAAGUUUUCCUGCGCUCGCGUCUAAUUCAACCGUGACCGAUUGAAACUUUCGGGAGCCUCGCGCGAGCGUGAUCGGAUGCGACGCUCGCGAUAAGGAUACGAACCGCGCUGGAAGAGAAAGAGCGGAGCGUCGGGCGAUUGUUAAUGUCCGAGAGCUACGGGGGGGACGAGAGAAAGUGCAUUUUCUGCGCGAAGAUGAUCAUCGGUCGUAGAUCAUGACGCAUUCGUCGACAGAUCGUCUGAUAGAAAUCAUAAGACUGCGGAAGAACUUACUGAACAAGAAACGCAAACUUUAUCUAUCUCGAGGUACUUGCGAGAGAAGCUUCCUUAGAUGCGCAAUUAGCUUUGAAAAGUAAGGAUUAGAAGUCUUGGUACUCUGCUUCUUAAUGGGGGAAACGAGUGCCGUUCUCUCAACAAAUUUCAUGUGAUAUGAAAAUUAGUGUAGGUGACGCUUAUUCGUACGUAUUGUUAAUUUUGAAUUUUUCUAAAUACAUAGAAAUAUCUCUUCUUUGUUGUGCAUUGUUAUUUUGCGUGUAUCUUUGUACACGAUGUGUAUUUGCCUGUCCAAUCGAGUGAGUUCAGCCAAUUUUAAUUCAGAAUUUUUGUCCCGUGCAAUAAUUAUAAAAUUUGAUGAAUGCAGAGCAAGAUUUAUGCAUGCAUACAGUCAUAGUUAGAUGUUAUGAAAUAACACGUUUAACAACCACCAUCUUGAAUUGUUCGUUUACUGUUCCAGUAAAGCAGUAAAAAUAAGUUAUAACGAAUAGCACUCGUUCCAUUUAUUAGGAAUUGUAGUACCAUAACUUUUUUAGAGCAGCUAAUUGUUCCGGGAGGCUUCCCUCGUUGCAGCGAGACAAAGAUGGCGACAGUUGGUUCGAUCAUGUCACCCAUGACAUUCGAAUCGACUGAUCGUACUUUUCGUCGGUUCGACGGUUUUCCUUUCUCGUAGGUUCGCUUUGUAACGUGUGUCUCCCUUAAUUUUGUACCGAGUUUCUUCGCGAUCGUGUUCGCCCCGAUGUACAUACGUUAGCGUAACAUUAAGAGGGAUUGUAGUCGCAUCCUUCUGAUUAUUUUGUUCUUGCUGUUAUUCACAAAUUAAUUCUAAGCCUGUGUUUAACAAAUAUCGCAAAAUCGCAAUGUGGAUAAAUAGUGCUGUCUAUCCGUUUCGUUUCUUUUCUCCGCCUUCUCCCGUGUUGAUUUUUUAUUAAGAGGGUGCAUACGGAAGAGUCUCGGAUUAAUUGGACAAACAUUGUUUAUGCCUGUUUUUUGGUUUUUUCUUCAUACAUUUUUCUUUUUGAUAGACGCGGGCAUCCUUGGUCUUGUUUAAACAUUGCCGCGCAUAUCGGAGAGACCGUGUAACGGUCGUGGGAGAUCGCACGUUUGUAGGAGAUGAUUAUUUAAGUUUAUUCGUGUGCAUACCAUUAUAAAUUUUAAUUAAUGCACCGUAGGUAAUUUUUGUAGAAAAUUUCAAACGAGUUACCAUGGAAGCUCGCCACUUUUAGCGUUAAGGGGUCUUUAAUUACCUAAAAUGCCAAGAAGUAUAGGGAACUAUAAAUAUUUAUUUUUUAACAGAACUUAUCUCUCCAGUUUCGUUGUAAGAUUAAUUUAAAUUACAAAUAUAGUAGCGGCCGGAAAAGUUUUCGCAUUAAAAAAAUGCCUUGUAGAUUUUUAAAUGAAAAUUUUUGAGAAUUCACUUAUUUAUAACAUUAUAAAUAGCAUUUAACUAAUUAUAACCAUUAUAAAACAUUUUCAGAAAAAUCAGUUUUUUUACCCACGUGAGUGUGCGGGGCCCCGAAAUAAUAUGCGAACCAGUAAAUGCACACGAAGGUCGUCUUGAUUUUAGAAACAUUCGAUGGCGGAUUUUCUUUUCUUUGUGCGAAACUGCACGCGGAGAUGUGAAUAUUAUUAAUAUUAAAAUAUUUUUGUAUUUUCUAAUCGAAGGGUUUGGAGAUUGGCGGUUUCGUAUGUGCUUGCUUAAUGUUAGGUCUUCCGCCCUUUCGUUUAGAUCCAUUUAAUAAAGCGUUCCCUUCCAUCGAUAAA
Megalopta genalis is the source of this 4824-nucleotide messenger RNA. Lineage: Eukaryota; Metazoa; Arthropoda; Insecta; Hymenoptera; Halictidae. The record is from RefSeq and is a predicted model, not a curated record.